AUCAACUUGACUGGGUCAUACAAUCAUUCUCUACCCUAUCAUUUGUCCGUCAUCUAAACAUCUUUCAACCAGCCGUAUCUCUUACCCAUGAUAUACGAUUAUACAUGUAUGUUGAACACAUUUCAGUGUCUGAAUGAAUGUGAAUUCGAAAUGAGCAAAUCAAUGGAGAAGAGGCUUCGCUCGUCGCUGCAAUCCUCCGCCGAAGAGUUCCUCUCGUCAGCGACGAAACUAGGGUUUAAGUCCGCAAAACCCUAUCUCAAAACCCUAAUUCACAGCCUCAAUCCUUCCUCUGAACUCUCUUCUUCACUCCCUCUCUCUCUCCACCACUCCGUUUCUCAAUCCAUCAAUCGCUUCAAGGAAUUCUUCAAUGGCGACCCUUCCAAGUCUCCGAAAUCUCCUCCAACGAAGCGCCUCCGAAGAUCUUCGCGACGAGCGAAGAACACUGAUGAGUCGAGUUCGAACGAUCGCGAAGCUAACAGGCAAUGGGUGGUUCAGAAGCUUCAGAUUUACUCUUAUGUGGCUCUUCUGUGUGUUUCGCAUCCGAAGAAGGUGUUUUCGCCCUCCGAUUUGUUGCCUGCGGUUCGCGAAUUGCACGACAAUUUGAUUCUUUUCGAGUCGGAUUCGGUUUUGCUGUCAGAGAUCGCGAGUUUGUGUGAGGAGUGGUGGAAAGGAGAGUUCUUAGGGAGAGAAACCCUAAUUUCGCAGUCGUUGCCGGUUUUGGUGUCGAGGUCAUUGACAUUGAAGAAGAAGGUGGAUGUGCAUAGAGUGUAUGUGCUUCGCGAGGCUUUUACUUUGUUUGAUUUCGAAGAUGAGAGCAUUGAAGAUUUGAAGCUUUUGCUUGUAAGGUGUUUGAUCGCACCGUUGUAUCUGAAGACAGAGGAUGGGAGGAAAUUCAUUGCGUUUAUGUUUGGGUUGAGUGGGCAGCUGUUGAAGGAAGCGUUGGCGAUGAUUCGAUCACAGAUUCCGUUUGGGAGGAAGUCAAUGUUGGAGGCCUAUGCGGAUAUUGUGUUCCGGGCUUGGAAGGUGGUUGAGGGGCCUUUGCGGAACGAAAUUGAGAAUGGGUUUUUGCAGGGGUUGAUUGAGGGUGCUAUAUAUGCUAGCUCAGCUUCAUUUGCUGCCUCGAUAAGGAAGGUUUUGGGGGGAUUUAUUAACCAGCGAACCACGGAUGGUGUUGAGAAACUUCUCUUUCGUCUUGCUGAGCCUGUCAUAUUUCGAUCACUACAGGUU
Camellia sinensis is the source of this 1227-nucleotide messenger RNA. Lineage: Eukaryota; Viridiplantae; Streptophyta; Magnoliopsida; Ericales; Theaceae. The record is from RefSeq and is a predicted model, not a curated record.